Guillardia theta CCMP2712 is the source of this 954-nucleotide messenger RNA. RefSeq lists its product as hypothetical. Bases 1 to 954 code for a protein of 317 amino acids. Gene Ontology annotation, molecular function: alpha-(1->3)-fucosyltransferase activity. The record is from RefSeq and is a predicted model, not a curated record. NCBI's taxonomy places the organism in Eukaryota, Cryptophyceae, Pyrenomonadales, Geminigeraceae. The transcript has a single exon. Gene Ontology annotation, cellular component: membrane.
AUGCAGAUGCGGCGCCUCAUGCUGAUCGCCAGCUUGGCGACAAUGGCCAAGUGCCUGGACCAGGACAUGAGCGGGGAAGCGGAAGAAUGCAGGGCGAGCGAGAGAGGGAGAGGUGUAAGCAUCUUCUCUCCUCGGCUAUGGAGAUCGACAGGAGCAUGGUCGAUGCAGAGUGAGAUUCGUGAAACUUGCGCAACCGUCACAAGCUCCAGGAACCGCUCGAGGUGGGAAUGCACGUGGACGACUAAUCAAAGUCUUGCGGCUGUAGCAGAUAUGGUGUGGCUUUAUGCUGGCAUGUACAAUAGAGAGGAGCAUCAGGCAUCUCUUCCUCCAAAAGCUGCAGGGCAACAGUUUGCAGUCUUCGAAGGAGAGCCAAAGCACAAGCACUCCUUGUUCUGGUCGUGGGCAAAAAUAGGAAGAGGACAUCUCUUUGAUUUCGAGGUGUCGUGGAAGUUGUCUGCGCAUGUUCCCUCACUGUACUGCAGCUAUGCGGACUGGAAGGAUCUGUACCGCCCACCGCCUCACGAAUGGUCCACUGAAGCACUAGUGUCUGCUUUCAUUUCCAAUGCUGCAGCAUCGUGGGAGCGAACCAGAUUUCUGAGAGAGCUCAUGGAUCUUGUGCCUGUCAAGUCAUUCGGCAGGGUUCUCAACAAUGCCAUCUCUCCUCCAGGCACAGAGGGAAAGGUCAAGUCCAUGAGACAAUACAAGUUCGCACUUGUCCUAGAGAACGAAGUCGACAACGAUUACGUCUCUGAGAAGAUUUACGAAGCCAUGAUGGCUGGAGUACUACCCAUCUACAAAGGAGCGCCAAACGUGCAUAAAUUCCUCCCAUGCUCGCACUGUGUUCUGCUCCUGGACAAUUUUAAUUCCGUGCAGCACUUGGCUCAAGAGCUUCGCAGACUUGACCAAGACGGCGCUGCUUUCAUGGAAUAUUUCCGAUGGAAGAAGGAAAGUUAA